AUGAAUCAACCAGUCCAACAAACCACUGGGCAGAAGACGCUGGGUCUUGCUCGCAAGAGAUCAAAAACAGAUCAAACAUUCUUUCAAUAUAUUAAGAAGCCUGCGGCCUUACCUCAUCCUGGAUUCAAUGAAACUUACGAAGCAUUUGAUGAUAGUGUCGCGUGUCCUCAGACCAGCAGAAGUGGUGCACUUUUAGGUACCAUGCAAUGCUUACAACUAAACAUUUACGUACCAAACAACGCCAACUUCAGCAACAAGAUACCUGUCAUGGUCUUCAUCCACGGAGGAUCCUUCAUACGAGGUAGCAAAAUGAUGGUAAAUCUAUCGCCUAAGUUCCUUAUUAGAAAUGACGUCAUCAUUGUCUCAAUAAACUACAGACUAGGACCAUACGGCUUCCUCUGUGUGAGUGCACCUGGCUACAGCAACCAAGGUUUGAAGGACCAGAUCUUGGCGUUGAAAUGGGUUAAAGACAACAUUGACGCAUUUGGAGGAGACACUUCCAAAAUUACAGCUUUUGGCCAGUCAGCGGGAGCCAUGACCUUAGACCUGCAACUGUUGACUAAUAAAGAUUUAGUCCAUAGAGUAAUUAUUCAAAGUGGUACGGCAUUGACAACGUGGGUUAUAGGCAAACGUAAUGAUAGUAUACCUGUAAAUUUGGCCAGUAAACUAGGAUAUUCUGGUGAUGAUGUACAUGAAGCACUAGAUUAUCUUGCCGAUAAGGAACCAAUGGAUAUCAUAAAAGCAGGUGUAGAUACAGGGAUUUCCAACGCACAUCCAUUAACUAAACCAUGUGUAGAAACAGUAGGUGACGAUGCGUACUUAACAGAUUUCCCAGUCAACCUACAGCCCCAAGUUGAAGGGAUGGAUAUUAUGAUCGGCCACACAAAUAAGGAAGUUAUGUUUAUAUAUCCGAAAGAUAACAAAGAGUACUAUGAGAAUUACAGGUUUGCAGAAGAACUAGAACAAGGUUUUAACGUUGUUUUCGAUGAGGAUAAUGUACGACAUUUUUACACAGGUGAUCAGGUGUUAAGCUUGGAAUCACAAAACAAUAUCUUUGAUUUCGGAACAGAUUUCGUUUUCGCCUACCCCACAGAGAGAUCCGUUAACAGAUAUUUGAAGGUCAAUGCAAAUAAAGUAUACCGAUACUUGUUUGCUUACGAAGGUGGUAGGAAUAAAAAUAAAUUGUUGGGUAAUUUCACUGCACCUGGAGCGUGUCACGGCGACGAUAUAGGAUAUUUGUUCGAGAUGGAUACAUUUAAGGAGAUCCAACGCCAUCUUCAACAGAUCUCAUUACUACGCGAUGGGAGCCGACUGAACCCGGAUCAACACGGCGGCCAUAUUUGGUAUUGGAUCAACCAAUCACACUAAAAUAUCGAAUAUUUCACCAAAGGUUGUCUUUCUGGGAACUUUAUUAUAAAUUGUAUAAGAAUGACGAAAGAGGUUUUAAGAAAUAAUAAAAUGUAAUACGUUCAUCAAAGA
Messenger RNA from Spodoptera littoralis (African cotton leafworm), 1479 nucleotides. The record is from the annotation of a GenBank genome assembly. NCBI's taxonomy places the organism in Eukaryota, Metazoa, Arthropoda, Insecta, Lepidoptera, Noctuidae.